CUAGAAUACUAUCGUAGUACGGUCUAUGUAGUACAAUCGUACUAUAAUAUUUUUUUUUGAGUUAAGUUAACGAUUUUUAAUUUUAAAAUUUUAAGUGAAUUUGUGCUUGUGUUUUAAGACUGUUAACACUAUUAUAACAAUAAUAAUAGUUGUUUGGUUUUAACAAAUUAUCUAUAGGAUCCAGAGCCAAAACAAACCAAACCAAAACAAAUUAUCUAUAGGAUCCAGAGAAAAUAAGAUUCGCUGGAAGGUCCGGCUGGCAUGUGACUUUUGGGCCUAGGCCGGGCCGAGGCCCACCAGACGACCCCCCUCAGUCCCCCCACCGCGAUGCAUGCCGUCCUUUGCCGUUCCUGGCCGCUACUCGUCUUAUCCUGCCUGCUGCUAGCACUGUCCAUAGAUUAUUCUAUCGCUGGUACUUGUUGGUCCGCCAUGGUGAAAAACAGCAACGGCAAAUGUACAGAAAUCCUACACGAGCACAUAUCGAAAGAAGACUGUUGUACUAGUACUGCAUCCGUGACGACAGCUUGGUCAGCGGACGAGAUGGACUCGAGCUCACUGUUCUUUUGGAGGAUGCUGGGUGGUGGAGUUAACUGUCUGCCGUGCAGAAAUUCGUGUUCGAACGUCGACUGCGACAAGGACAAAGCCUGCGUGAUGCGCAAAGGCAUCCCCAAGUGUGUGUGCGCACCCACGUGCAAGGACGGCAAGAAGAGGCCCAAGGGCGCGGUGUGCGGCACCGACGGCCGGAGUUACCGCAGCACGUGCCGCCUGAAAAAGAAGUCGUGCAAGCAGAAGCUGCGCGACCUUUCCGUAGCUUAUUACGGUUUAUGCCAAAGUUCCUGUGAUAGAAUAAGUUGUCCCGACGGCAAGACCUGCCUCCUCGACCAGAAUCGGACGCCGCACUGCGCGCAUUGCCCGCGCAAGCAGCGCUGUGCAGCCGGUCCCAAGCACCGCCCAGUCUGCGCAGCAGAUGGACUGACGUACAAGAGCACGUGCCACCUGAGGGAGGUGGCGUGUCGGACGGGAAAGGCGGUACCGGUGGCGUACAAGGGCCCCUGCAAAGAAAACGUGACGUGUGACGACAUCCGUUGCCAGGACCGGCAACAUUGCCUCGCCGACGUCGCGGCCGGGGGAAGACCCCGGUGCGUGUCCUGCGCCGACGCAUGUCGCUCCAAGUACCUGCACGGACCUGUGUGCGCCACCAACAACAGCACGUACCCUACGUGGUGCCACAUGAUGCAGGACGCGUGCGCCAAGGGCUACGUCAUCGAGACCAAGUACGCCGGCAAAUGUGUAUCGAAGACAAAACUGGCACAUUUUUGAGCUGCAGAAGAUAGAUGACAAAAAUUAAUUUAAUUGGAAACCAAAGAUUUAGCAAAAAGCUGACACAACAUUAAUACUUAUGUAUUCCAUGUUAAACAAUUUAGACAAAUUUUACUUAAUUAGAUAUUACUCAAAUGUAUUAUAGAUUAUUUAAUUUAUAUUGUAACUUAAUAUA
Sitophilus oryzae (rice weevil) is the source of this 1495-nucleotide messenger RNA. RefSeq names its product follistatin (gene Fs). The coding region runs from base 328 to 1320 and encodes 330 amino acids. The record is from RefSeq and is a predicted model, not a curated record. Gene Ontology annotation, molecular function: extracellular matrix binding; collagen binding; protein binding. Lineage: Eukaryota; Metazoa; Arthropoda; Insecta; Coleoptera; Curculionidae. Gene Ontology annotation, biological process: anatomical structure development. The transcript has 7 exons.